AUGGUGGUCCUCGCGAACGCGUCGACGGUGAAAAAACCGCGACUACCGGCGCUAGAUUCGAUCAGAUUCUUUUUGAUCGCGUACAUAGGCGUCGGGCACUUCAUCGCGUGCGCGACGAAGAACUCGCUCGCGCUCGCGGCUCUCGGGCAGGUGAACGUGGUCGUCGGGGCGUUUUUCGUCCUAAGCGGCUACGUCGCCGCGUACACGACUACGGCGUUGGGAUCUUACGAGGCCGAGAUGUCGCGGUUGCGUCCGAGUCCGCAGUAUGUCGUCAGUCGUGUCAUGGGCUUUUACCCGCUGUACUUUUUGGUCAACUGCGUCUUCGCGCCGAUGUUCUUCUACGCCGAUUCGUUUUAUAAUGGUCCGGUCGCGGCCGCCGCGCACGGUUUGAUGACAUUCACGCUCACACAGGCUUGGUUUCCCAUGCACGCCGAACUUUGGAACGCGCCUUCGUGGUUUUUGAGCGCGCUCACGUUCGCCUUGGCGGCGAUGCCCUUCGCGCUGCCGUCCAUCGCACAGAUGAAGCGCGAGCAUCUGAACCGCACGUUCAAGGUCUUGCUAAUCGUCUCUCUCUUGGCAAAACUAGCGUACUCUUACGAUUUGAACGCGUGGGGGUUCAUGGAGGGCGUCAUGUCUGCCAAGACUCACCCGAACUGGUUGUACUUUAAUUCUGUGCGAUUCUCUCCCUUCAACGCGUUGGUCGACGUCUUGAUGGGAGCUGUCGCCGCGAGAACGGUCAUGGUGGACGAUGCCGAGGGCGAGUGCGCGCUGAAACAAAACAAAAUAAUGGCGUGCUCGGCGACGCCACUCGUCGCCAUGGUCGGUUUCCUCGCAGCUCGAGCGCUCGGCUUUGUCGCCGUGAACGACGCGCUGUCUCGAACCAUCUUCACUGUGAUGUUUUCCAUGUUCGCGGUGAAUAUUCAUCGAGAGACCGUACGUGAUGGCGGUGCUGGGUCGUUAGUGUCCAGGGCUUUUGCCUGGAAACCGCUCGUGUACCUCGGUACGAUUUCGUUCCCGAUUUACAUCUUGCACGGACCCAUCGGUCAAGUUUUCUACAAGCGCGUCGUGGCGACCAAGCUCUUCGGCAAGGUGUUCACGCAGUACCCGCAAUUCUUCCCGGUGUACGUGCUCAUCGUUCUCGUCGCGGCCGCGAUUACGCACGAGGUGUUCAUAAAAAACCACAAGGUGCAAAAGAUGUCGAAGGCAGUCAAGAAGAAGGCUGUCGCGGCAUUAUCAUGA
Messenger RNA from Ostreococcus tauri, 1239 nucleotides. Its product is annotated as Acyltransferase 3. The transcript has a single exon. Gene Ontology annotation, molecular function: acyltransferase activity, transferring groups other than amino-acyl groups. Lineage: Eukaryota; Viridiplantae; Chlorophyta; Mamiellophyceae; Mamiellales; Bathycoccaceae. The record is from RefSeq and is a predicted model, not a curated record. Gene Ontology annotation, cellular component: membrane. Gene Ontology annotation, biological process: polysaccharide biosynthetic process. Bases 1 to 1239 code for a protein of 412 amino acids.